This is a messenger RNA of Letharia columbiana, 516 nucleotides long. RefSeq lists its product as uncharacterized. The transcript has 2 exons. NCBI's taxonomy places the organism in Eukaryota, Fungi, Ascomycota, Lecanoromycetes, Lecanorales, Parmeliaceae. The coding region runs from base 1 to 516 and encodes 171 amino acids. The record is from RefSeq and is a predicted model, not a curated record.
AUGACAAAAUGGAAGACCCGUGUGGCGAUUAGGAACGUCAGACGCUUGCAGGAAGAAUUUGACAAGACCGAAAGGCUAGAUUUCAGACUGCGGCGAGAUCUCGCCGAUGCGAGAGCUUAUCUUGAGACGGUCAAAGCCAAAGAUAAAGCUAAGAGAAAGACAAACAGAGCAGAGAGGAUCAGGGCUCAGCUCGUCGAAGCUGAGGAGGAAGCCAACCGAGCCUUCGAAGUCGCAACCGAGACAAGCAGAGCCGCGGAAAAGACCAAAAAGGCUGCCAAUGCGUCGAGACAAGCCGCCCAAGACUCGACAUCGAAGGAGCCGGCGGACAUCACCCACAAGCAGGCAUCACCCAACGGCAGCGAACAGAAACAUUGUUUGAGUCCACCACCGAGCAAGUCUACACCCCCAUCCCCUGCAGUCAGCAAUGCUGCUUCACAAGAUGACGACGUCUACUAUGACGCGGAGUGUAACAGCGACGGGGACGCCGAGAUUUUGGGCUCAAUGUUCCCACUUUAG